Messenger RNA from Pedinophyceae sp. YPF-701, 732 nucleotides. The record is from the annotation of a GenBank genome assembly. Lineage: Eukaryota; Viridiplantae; Chlorophyta; Pedinophyceae.
AUGGAUAGCACGGAGAUCUCGGCAGACCUCUCCUUGACCCAGCUCGAGAGGGACCUCGGGCCUCCCAUCUAUGCGCACACAAACGAAGGGCAAGCGAACCUGCGGGAGCUCUUCGCGAGGCACCUGCACGAGCGCGACCACACGAUGAUGCUCGAGUCGAUCAAGCACGACCGGCAGGAGGCAGUGGACCGCAUCGAGAGCCUCAAGUCGGACCUCCUGGGCCUGCGACACUCCCUCGACACUGAGCUCUCCCAAUACGAAUUGGAGCUCGAGGGGCUGCGCGAGGCCCUCGAGGGCGAGGUCGGCCGGCUGCGCACGGAGUUCGACGGGCUGCGCUCGGCCCUCUCGGAGCAACUCGAGCGCGCGGCGCGUGUCGACGACAUCGUGUCCAACAUCCACGCGCACCGCCCCAAGGAAGCAGACGCCAACACCGGGGACGACACGGUGCUGAACAAGGUCGUCGAGGCGGGCUCGCGGCGGUCCGUGACGAUCCAGGAGUCGUCGGGGCGACCAGGGCACUCGCGCAUGAUGCCCGCACCGUCGAUGAAGAGCAAGAAGAGCGCGGGGCAGGCGCUGCGGACGUUCGAGGUCGCGGACAAGAAGCGCGCGGAGAUGAGCAACCGGCAGUCGAUGACAGCGGAGAUGCUCAGCAAGCAGCAAGACGCUGGCGGGAGCACCAAUAUGCGCUCGCGCAUGCGGUCGCGGUUCGGGUCCGUCGCGAUCGUGCCGUAG